Messenger RNA from Meloidogyne enterolobii, 873 nucleotides. Lineage: Eukaryota; Metazoa; Nematoda; Chromadorea; Rhabditida; Meloidogynidae. The record is from the annotation of a GenBank genome assembly.
AUGGAAUUGGACUCAUCAGGACUUAGUUCUAGUGUUAUUCAGCAAUACUGGAAUGCCAUUCUCACUUGUUAUUUUCAUAACAAUGAAAUGGUUCGAAUUAAUUCUGCUCAAGUUAUCCGACAAACAUUGGAACAAGGAUUGGUAACACCCGGAUCGUCUAUUCCUACGCUUAUAGCAAUGUCUACUGAUUAUUUGAGUCAAAUUAGAAUUGGAGUUGAUAUAUUAAUUAGAGAUAUGAAUACAAAAUAUAAAGGACUUAUUCUUAGCAAAGCCGUGGCUGGUAUUAGGCUUUCUUUCGAAUUACAGAAGAAGAUUCGAGGUAAUGCUAAUAAAAUUAUUCGUGGUUUUCGAGCAAAUGACAAUCCUUUGAAUAGCAAUAGAGCCUCUACAAAUGGUGAAAAAUUAUUAACUCAUUCAAUUGAUGUUACAGCUUUACUUUCUAUUUUCUAUAUUAAUGUGCGCGCAAAUAGGCAAAAUAGACGUACAUUUCUUUCUUCUCUAUUGAAAAUUUUCUCGGAGGAGAACAGUGAUAAAACAGAACAAGAAGAAUGGCUUUUUCUUUCUGAUAAUUUGGCACAUUUUCCUUACACUGUGAUGGAUGAACCUCUUUAUGUGAUUCAUCAAGCGGAUACAAUUAUCUCUGUUUCCGGUCAAAAUAUUCUCAGCCAAUUACGUCAAUUACUUGUUCCUGUACACCUUGAAAGAAGCUUAGGAUCGAGCAAAGAUGAAACAAACUCAAACAAAUCAAUCAGUAUAGAAGAACCAGAAGAAUUUAGUGUUGAACAUAUUUUAAGUCUGUUAAUUAAAUUUUAUAAAAUAAAUUAUCUCUUACUUUUUAGAGAAUCUUCCGGAGGACAAGGAAAAAAUUUAUGA